Pollicipes pollicipes is the source of this 5612-nucleotide messenger RNA. It is a transcript of the gene Pcf11, whose product is annotated as Pcf11 cleavage and polyadenylation factor subunit. Gene Ontology annotation, molecular function: RNA polymerase II complex binding; mRNA binding. Gene Ontology annotation, biological process: mRNA 3'-end processing; termination of RNA polymerase II transcription. Gene Ontology annotation, cellular component: mRNA cleavage factor complex; cytoplasm. The record is from RefSeq and is a predicted model, not a curated record. Bases 309 to 5612 code for a protein of 1767 amino acids. Lineage: Eukaryota; Metazoa; Arthropoda; Thecostraca; Pollicipedomorpha; Pollicipedidae. The transcript is spliced from 27 exons.
UGAAGUGACGCAAGGUAGCGAAAUGCGCAGCAUAUUGUUGUGAAAGGGCAUGGGUGGAAAUGGCGGCGGAAUGGUGGUGUGAAUAGUCGUGUGCGGAUGUGGUUGACUGCAAGGACUCCGAUCGGACAAGAAGCUGGCUUUCCGCACAAUUCAAAGUGCUUGGUGACGAUGUCGCUAUUUUCAAACCGUUAAUAGGACAUCAUCUAACCUUUGCUUGUCUGUUUCUGUUCCGGUCCUUGGCGCGCGACCUGAGCAUAUGCUGGAAAGCUUGCAAGUUCUGUUGUUUCUGAGUGGUGACAGUUGAAAAAAUGGGAGAGGAAAUAGAGAAAGAAUAUCUCUCUUCUUUAAAAGACCUUACCUUUAACUGCAAACCACUCAUCAAUAUGUUGACACUCCUUGCUGAAGAAAAUUCGGUGAAUGCACCGGUGAUCGUGCAGACCAUAGAAAAACACUUGUCGAGGACGGACUACAAGCUGCCAUGUCUGUACCUGAUGGACUCCAUCCUGAAGAAUGUUGGCAAGGAGUACCUGCAGCUGUUCACCCAGAACAUAGUGUCGACAUUCGCCGCGGUGUUCGAGAAGGUCGACGAGAAGGUGCGGGCGUCGAUGUUCCGUCUGCGACAGACUUGGUCAGGCGUGUUCCCAGCUAAAAAGCUGUACGCGAUUGACCUGCGGGUCCACAGCAUUGACCCGGCCUGGCCGGUGAUGAGCUCCGCCACUGCCAACAAGAACACAAUCCACAUCAAUCCGAAGCUCUUCAAAAAGGGCUCGGCGGCUGCUGCCUCUAGUCUUCCCGCCUCGUCUACGGCGCCUGCGCCGGCCGCGGCGCCGGCGGUCAGCCCCGCCUCCAUGGACCUCAUCACCGAGAAGCAGAUGGAGCUGCUCAACUUGCAGAUCCAGAAGGUGGAACUGGAGCUGCAGUGCGCCGGCUCCCGUCAGGAGCAGAUGCACAAGCAGAAGGAGCUGCUAGAGCUCCGCACGCAGAAGGCCCAGCUGGAACUGCAGCAGGCCACCAGCAAGCUGAAGAACAAGGGUGGAAUGAUGGCGGCGUCGACCACGUUGGGCGUAACGCAGGCUCAGGUCACAGCAAGUCCGGUGUCUACAGUCGCCACCAGUAGCACAGCAUCGCCUCAGCUUGUGGCGGCGCAGGCCGAGGCGCGGGCGGCGCUGGAGGCGGCGGCAGCCGGCGCGGCGCAGGCCGAGCCGUCGGCGCGCGCCGCCGGCGACCGCGGACGUGCCCACUCGUCCGCACGCCACAAGUCUAAGACGAAGAUGACCAUCCGACCGGCGCAAGUGAUGACGUCAGCAGCGCCUUCAGACCCGCGCUCGGCGGUGGCGCGCGCGGACCCGCGCCAGGGCGUCAGCCGCGACCCGCGUCUGCAGGCCAGGAGCAGGGACAAGGCCAAAGACAAGGACAAGGGCAAGACGUCCAAGCACGAGUCCAAGUCCAAGUCGUCAAGCUCCCCCAGCUCGAAGAACAAGGAUUCGGCAUCGAAACAAUCAAAGAAGUCGCUUGAGAUAGGGAGGGAGAAACGCAGCUCGCCUAAGAGCAAGUCAGACUCUCCCAAAUCCAAGCAGGCGGAGUCACCCUGCCAGAAGCCAUCUGAGUCCCCGAAGCGCAAGCGAACCGACUCGCCCAAGCACAGGACGACUGACUCGCCCAAGCGGUCGGCGCCCGACUCGCCGCGGCUCAAGCCGGGUCAGUCGCCCAAACGGCGGCACGUGGAGGAGCCGGCGCGCCCGCGCGACAGUCCCGCCAUCGCUGAAGCUCAAAAGCUAGUGCCGGAGGAGGAGGACGAGGACGAGGACGAGCCGGCGUCGGCAAUGUCGCCGGCCCACAGCUCGCCGGUCGAGGACGAGACCAGCCCGGCCGUGUUCCGACGAGCUAAGAACUCGCGCUCGCGCCGGUACAAGCAGCAUAGCUCGUGGAGCCCGAGCCCGGAGCGGCGGACCUCCGACUCCAGCGACAUGGAGAAGGAGAACGUCAACGAUGUGGACCUGCGGCAGCUCUCGGGCCAGACGGUGCCGGCCGCCGACAGCCAGCCCGCCGCCGACAGCAAGAAGUCGGGCUUCCACGAUCUGUUCGGCUCAGAGGACACUGACCUGCGCUUCGUCGAGCCCGCCUCGGGCGGCACGGGCGGCUGGCGCCAACUGAAGGAGGCGCGGCCCGACACGUUCAAGUCGCCGCUGCGUGCGCGCGCCGCGCAGCACACGCCCGUCCGGCGCGGGCCGACCGCCGAGGCUGCCGUCGUCACUUGUCCCGCGCACCGCGGCAGCGGGUUCGGCUCGCUGCGCACGCUCGAGGAGUCGACCGAGGCCACGCAGAAGAACAUUAAGAUGAUCCUGCACCAGGCCGAGGAGCAGCUGCGCUCGGAGAACAUCUCCUGGGAACAGUACAACAACAUCCUGCAGCAGGUGAUCCAGCUGGGCGAGCGGCAGAAGAUCCAGGAGCGGCGCACGCUGGAGCGGCGCCAGAGCAUUCACCACCAGACAGCUUGCCGACAGGCGCGCGUGCACCAGAGGAGCCCGGUGGCGGCGGUGGUGGUAGGCUUCGGCGCGCCGCCCGAGCAGUACCGCGACCAGGAUCACCGGCCACACCCCAGUGUGUUCGGCCCGUUCGCGGGGGCUCGGGGCGGCGGGCGGCUGCCGCCGACUGGGAUGCGCGGCCGGCCCGGGCCACCGUUCGAGGAGGAGCGCACACUGCCGUACCGCGGCCGCGGCCGGGGCAGAGGCCGGCCGCAGCCGCACCACCCGGCCCACGGCCGCUUCGAGGAGUUCGAGUUCACCAACGAGCCGGACCUGCCGGAGGCGAGCGCCGACGACCUGGCUCAGGUGGAGCGCGACAAGGCCGACACUACGUCCACCUUCAUCAAUGAGGAGCCCAAGGAGAUCCGCUGGUACGGCGAAAACUGCAUCUGCCUGCUGGGCUGGGACGACCCGCGCAUGCUCUUCUUCAAGCCGGGAUCGCGCCAAGUCAGUGUCGACGGCCAGCGCGUGCUCUGCCGCUUCAACGACAAGUACUCGGAGGUGCUGGUGGACGGCGUACCGCACCGCGUCCGGCUGGGCGGCCCCACGAAGGAGGUGUUCAUCGACGGCCACGGCCACCAGGUGUUCUUCGGCGGCGAGCCGGUCCAGGUGAGCCUGGACGGCCGGCAGCGGGCGUUGAGCGUCGACGGGCCGGCGCCGGGCGUGGCCAUCGGCCGCCGGCGCACCGACCUGCUCGCCGGCAAGAUCAAGCUGAUCAUCGACGGCAGCGAGACGGUGCCCAUCUACCUCGACUGCAAGCCGCAGCGCUUCGACGUGGCUGGCAAGCCGCAUGUGCUGCGCUUUCGCGACGGCUUCGAGCGCAUGGAACUGAACGGUCACGUGAUGCGCACCGAGUUCGGCGGCUUGCCGCUGCCGGUGGUGGUGGCCGGCCGCAAGCACUACAUCCGCCUGACGCGCGUGCCGGUGCGCGUGAAGCCGGGCCGGAUGACCAUGAAGGGCAUGCACCCGCACGUGGCCGGCUGGCCGCUGCCCUGGGAGGACCGCGAGCUGCAGCAGCCGGCCGGCGGCCGGCCGGCACCGCCGCGCGACGACGACGACGGCUCGCAGGACGAGCCGUUCGGCCGCGGCCGGCCGGCGCCGGGGCCGGGGCCGGGACCGCGCGCCGCCGCCGCCGCCGCCGGCGGCCGGCCCGGCCGUCAGCCCGCCUGGGACGAGCAGAACGACAGCGACUCGCGCGGCGCAUCUUCCAAUUUGGACGUCCUCACCAACAUGCUGCCAACGACGGUCAGCAAGCCAUCAGGCCCGUCAUACCACGCUGAAAAUCCAGGAGUGGCGCUGGCUCCUGGUGCGAUCGGCAUGGACCUCAAUGUUCUGCUCAGCAAGCUGGAGCAGACCGGCCUCAUCAAGUUCCCCAGCGCUGGCAAGGGCCGCAACAAGAACAAUAAAAAGGAGGAGGAGAUUAAGAACAUCAAGGAGAUCAACUGGAAGGCCGAAAGCCUGAAAAUCCGACAGCCGGGCCUCAUCAACCUGCUGUACUCGGGCAUCCAGUGCUCGUCGUGCGGCUCGCGCUUUCUGCCAGAACAGACGGUGCAGUACUCGAACCACCUGGACUGGCACUUCCGCCAGAACCGGCGCGAGAAGGAGGGCACGCGCCGCGCCCAGAGCCGCCGCUGGUACUACGACCUGGCCAGCUGGAUGGCCUAUGAGGAGGUGGAGGACGCCGACGACAGGGCGGACCCUGCGUUCGAGCAGCCGGAGGCGUUGGAGGCGACGGAGGAGGCCGAGGAUCUGGAGUCGAUGUGCUCGGCGCCCGUGGGGCCCACCGAGGCUGACAACAAGUGCCAGGUGUGCGGCGAGACGCUGCGCCAGUUCUACCACGAGGAGUCGGAGGAGUGGCAUCUGCGCGACUGCAUCCGCGUCGAGGGCAAGGCCUACCACCCGGGAUGCUUCGAGGACCACAAGACCACGCUGCUGCUGCAGUCGAUGAGCCGCGACAGCACGGACGACGCCUCCGUGGACACGGCGGCGGCCGACGGCAGCCUCGCCGCCGGCGACGAACCCGCCGACGACGCCGAGCGCAAGCCUUCUGCUGAUGAGCUCAAGGCGGAGCCGGGCGCCAACAUUAACGCCGACGUCGGCGACGCCGAGGCGGGGGUGAAGGCCGCAGGCGCGGAAAAGCCCGCCGAAGUCAGGACGGAGCUGGAUGCUGACGUAACUAUGCAUGAUGUGGACGCGAAGAAAGAGGAAGCUGAAGGUAAUGCUGCCCGGGACGCUGACCUCAGGGACGAGAACGCCGGCGUGGAGAUGGAAGACCCCGACGUAAAGACAGAUGACGCCAACGUCAAGACAGAGGACACUGAAGUCAAGAAAGAAGACACUGACGUCAAGCCGGAGGACGUGGCGACAGCAAAUACUCCCCUUGACAACGAGGAGAAUUCCAACGUCAAACGGGACGAUGCGGCUGCGAAGGCAGAAGAGGUCGCUGCGAAUUCGGGCGGCGCCGUCACGGAAGCGGACAGCUUGGCGGGCUCUGCCGCGCCAGCGUCGGCCGAGGUCAGCGGGAUCGACGCGGAACAGGCCGGUGCCAGUGUCCCGGACAAGGAGGAGGCGCCCGGCGACGGCGACGGCGACGGCGACGGCGACGGCGACGCCACCGCUGCGCCGGAGGACCGGAGCGUCGCUGCCGUACCGCUGGUGGCCGUGAAGCAGGAGCCGGAGGACGCGGAGGAGGCGGCGCCGGAGCCGCAGUUGGAGCCGGAGUCGGGGCCGCAGUUGGAGCCGGAGCCGGAGCCGCAGCUGGAGCCGGAGCCGGACGUGGACGUCAAGCGGGAGCCGGCGUCACUUGGUCGUGACCUCGUCUCAGCCGGCUCGGUAGCCAAGCUGGUGAACCGUCGUGGUGGGUUCGGCGGCGGGGGUGGUGUCCGGAGCAGGGCGCGGCCGCCGCUGGCCGGCCGCAUCCGGCUGAAUCUGGCGGGCGUGGCGCCUGAGCCCGAGCCGGAGGGGCCCGUGUUCGCGGAGCGGCCGCAGCCGGCGGCCGUCAAGCCGGCGCUGAUAGGUCGCCAGCUGACCGAGGUGCCCACCAAACACAGGGGCGACGAGGAGUCGGGCAUGUGCGUAGUCAUGUGA